Messenger RNA from Syzygium oleosum, 2178 nucleotides. RefSeq names its product receptor-like protein 7. Gene Ontology annotation, molecular function: protein binding. The coding region runs from base 202 to 2178 and encodes 658 amino acids. Lineage: Eukaryota; Viridiplantae; Streptophyta; Magnoliopsida; Myrtales; Myrtaceae. The transcript has 2 exons. The record is from RefSeq and is a predicted model, not a curated record.
UCGUGCAGUUUUCAAACCCAUACAGAAGGCAUACAUAAAAUCCAUGAAAAGUAUUGGGGUCAAGCACUUUGAAUGGCCAAGUAGCAAGAUAUUUCCAUUGAUAGAACGAAUUGUUGCUGCCUAUAAAAAGCUUCUCCGUUGCACUCUCCCACGAAAACUCACUUCAGUAACCAAAAGAACAAAACACAAAAGCAGAAAAAUAUGGCAGCCUUAUCAUUAUAUCUGCUGCUUACUUGGAUGUUCCUACUCUCUCUCUUUCGUACUAGGCUUGCUGAGGUAUCAUGUCAUGCGGAUGAGAGCUCUGCCUUAAUGAAAUUCAAGAGAAGUUUCAAAACCAACACGACAGAUUGGCGAUGCGUUUAUCCAAAGGUCCACUCUUGGUCUCUGGAUGGAAGUGGAGAUUGUUGUUCGUGGGACGGCAUCGAAUGUGAUGAGGUCACCGGCCGAGUGAUUGCCCUCAAUCUCAGUAAGAGUUGUCUCUUGGGCACCAUGAGUCCCAACACCACUCUCUUUCAACUCGUUCACGUGGAGUCGCUCAAUCUUGCUUACAACAGCUUCGACUUCUCCCCAAUCUCAUACGGCUUCAGCAAUCUUUCGAGGUUACAAUGCCUUAAUCUCUCCCACUCAGAUUUUUCCGGUGAAAUCCCUCACGAUAUCUCGCAGCUAUCCCGGUUAGUUUCUCUCGAUUUGUCCAGUCCUUGGGGCCCGACACUUCAUUUGCCCAACAUGGGCGACCUUGUUCAUAAUUCGACUGGGCUAAAAGAAAUCGAUCUUUCUUUUGUAAGCUUGUCAUCACCUGUCCCUCAUGUGCUAGCGAAUUUCUCUUCCUUGACAUCGCUUUGGCUUGGAUAUUGUGGAUUGAAUGGAGACUUUCCGGUCAACAUUUUUCAGCUGCCAAACUUGGAAGUCCUAGACAUUGGUGGCAAUUCCAACCUUUCUGGUUUUCUUCCCAAAUCGCAUUGGGGUUCUCCAUUGAAAUCCUUAUACCUUUACUAUACCAACUUCUCGAGAGAAAUACCCGCUUCGAUCGAAAAUCUUAGUCUCUUGAAUGAGUUAAUCGCCUGGAAUUGCCAUUUCUCAGGAUCGCUUCCCUCUUCAUUGGGUAAUCUUUCUCAUCUCACUAGACUACUCCUUGACGGAAAUAACUUGCAAGGUCAAAUCCCUGUUUCCAUUGCUGAUCUUACCAAGCUAUCGAUGCUAAGGCUCUCUUACAAUAACUUGAGUGGAGAUACUUUGGAGUGGGUGGUCAACUUGACAAAACUUACCUUCUUGGACAUUUCAGAUAAUCGGCUAAGCGGUGGACUUCCAUCUUCAUUUGAGAACCUGAAGCAAUUGGCUUUGCUCGUCCUUUCUCACAACGACUUGGGCGGUGAUAUUUCGAGCACAUUGUGGAAUCUAGAAGAUCUUGAAUGGCUUUACCUGGGGCCACUUAAUCUCAACGGCGUUCUCGAUGGAUAUGAUAUAUUCAAACUCAAGAACUUGAGAGGCUUAUAUUUGUCCUACAGCAAUAUAUCGUUCACCAAGUCAUUCAGCAACGCCACUACAUCGAAGCUUGCCUACUUAUACUUGGAUUCGUGCAACUUGACCGAGUUCCCACAGUUUAUAGGCUACUUAAGCGAAUUGGUGCUGUUAAACCUACAACACAACAGAAUCCGGAGGACCAUUCCUAGAUGGAUGUGGAACAAUAGCAAAGAAUCUCUCGAGUAUAUAGAUCUUUCUCACAAUCUUUUAACCGGCUUCGAAAACAACCAGACCGAUCUUCCUUUACCGAACUUGAAGUAUCUUGACAUGAGUUCUAACUUGCUAGAAACAACCCUCCCUAUCUCACCACCCUUGGUCGUGCUAUACAACAUCCCCAACAAUUUCCUAUCUGGGGAAGUUCCAACGUCCAUUUGUGAAGUGAGCUCUCUUGUUGUGCUUGAUUGGUCCAACAAUGCUCUAAAUGGCACACUUCCUCCUUGUUUGGGUAGUAUUGAUCCUUUGACUAUAUUGAAUCUAGCGAGAAAUAAAUUUGAGGGCAUGAUUCCUUACAUUUACCCAUAUGGUUGUUCAUUAAGGAUGAUCGACCUAAGAGAAAACCGACUAAGAGGUAUUGUUCCGAGAUCUUUAGGCAAUUGCGGAAUGCUGGAGUUUUUGAGAGGAGGUCAACUAGGCUUUAACCAGGGAAGUAACUCUUGA